This is a messenger RNA of Stylonychia lemnae, 1338 nucleotides long. The record is from the annotation of a GenBank genome assembly. Lineage: Eukaryota; Ciliophora; Spirotrichea; Sporadotrichida; Oxytrichidae.
AUGGAUUAUACAGAUCAGGGUAAUAAAAAGAUUAAAAACCAAGGAAACAAUCAAAGUCAAAGUAUGCAAGUGAGUAAGGGCAGCAGCUUUAUGGAUAAUGUUGGCACUAACUCUAAGCUUGGAUUGCUUGGAAGAAAGAGAAUGUCUAAAGAAGUUGAGGAAAUAUCAAGAUUUAACCCAGUUCUAAAUAGUCCAAAGGAAAAAAGUGUAAAAUUGCAAUUUAAUCCAUUAAUUGGUAUUUAGAAAUUUAUAAAAAGCCCAACAAACAAAGAACAACCAGCUGAUAAUUUAUUAGAUGAUAUUAAACUUGUAGAAUCAGAAUAUGAUUUCCAAAUACCAAAGCAAAGCAAGAGGCCUUCAUCACAGCAAUCGAAUAACAGCAUGAAAUUUGCUAGUCAUAUUGCCAAGAGGCAAUAAGUUAUUGAACUCAGUUGUGACGAUCUAUUGGCAGAUCAGCUACCAGAUAACUUCGAUAUAGAUUAAGUUCAAAAGAAAAAGGAUGACUAUUGUUCUCUUUGUACUAAAGCUCUAGGUUUUUUAAAGAAACCUAGACAUAAUUGUUAUAAUUGUGGGGCUUGUGUUUGCGAUAAAUGUUCUAAUCAAAAAAUAUAACUAAGCAAAAGAGACCCUACUAAGUACAGAGUUUGCAACUAUUGCUACACUAUAAAGACAAAUAGAUAGAUUAUUCUUUUUUACAAGGAAAUGGAUAAUGCAAAAAAGUAAAGUAUCUAGGAUUUGUAAAAUAGAAAGUUAAUGUACAAGGAGAUGCUGCUUAAUGAUGAAAAGGAAAUCAGAAAUCUAAAAAGAGCUUUAGAGGAAUAAGAAAUUGAAUAAUAAGAUUAAUUAGAGAAACUAGCUGACUAGUUAAAUAAUCUUAAUAAUGAACUUAAGAGAAAUAAGGACUAAAAUAGGUAGUGGGAAGCAAUGCUUGGAGAGGAGGAGUAAAAUGCUGGAAAGAAAUAACAGGAAAUAACUACACUUGAACAAACCAAAAGAGAAUUAGAAAAGGAAUUAUUGAGAGUUGAAACUAAGAUAAAACAAAUCACAGAAGAAGUUAAUCAGUUUGUUUAUCAACUGAUGAAGCUUGAUAAGUCUUAAAAAGUUUAAGAUUAGCCAAAGGAGAUUUAGAGAAUCACUUUUAAAUAUUAAGAUGAAAAGAAUAAUAAAGAGAGAGAAAAUAAAACCAAGCUUAAAUAGCAAUUUCUCACACAGCAGGUUAACCCGAUAAUCGAGGUGUCAGCUGAAUAAGAUAAUACCUAUCUAGAUUCUAUUGAUGCUCGAAGAAAUAACUCAUAGAACUUUGAGUAGAUCAGAAAUAAAGAUCGUAAGAAAAAAUGA